AAAGGAAGCCUGCUCUUAGUUGGAAAAAAAGUGAACAGUUUAAAGAGGAAACGCCGCCAAAGCAUUUGCAGCAGCUAAAAGGGACGCUGUUUUUCUACAAUUCUUCGCCGGAGUUGUAAUUCUAAUCAAUGGAAAUAAUUUGCCCAAUUGAUGCACAAUACUCAGACCAGAUUGCCGCACUUCUCAAGCCGCCACCUCCACUAGAAGUCCAGAAGUAUUUUGAAGAGCUUUUAGCCACUAGACAAUGCGAUGGCAUCAAAGUUAAACCUACUCCACGUUAUGGAAAAGGGGUUUAUGCUGAGACGGAUUUCAAAGAAGAGGACCUUGUCUUGAAGGAUCAAAUGCUUGCUGGUGCCCAACAUCCUUCAAAUAAGGUAGACUGCUUGGUAUGUAGUUAUUGUUUCUGCUUUGUUGGGUCUAUAGAGCUUCAAAUUGGGAGGAAGCUAUAUUUAGAACAGCUGGGAGUCUCCCCUAUCGAUGAGUGUCAUAUGCAAAAAGAUUGUUAUAACUCUGAUUCAUCUGUUGGUGAAGAUGAUUCUGAUGUAGAAGAUCAGCAGGUCUCUGGAGAAUGUGCUUCUAGCCCUUCAAAAGAUAAAAUUUCUCUCCCUAAGGAUGUGGUCGAGUCAUUGUUUAAUGGCGAGAUGCGACUACCAUAUUCUGAGAAAUUCUCAAUGCCUCCAAUUGUUUCUUGUCCAGGUGGAUGUAAAGAGAACUACUAUUGCAGCAAAUCUUGUGCAGAGGCUGAUUGGGAGUCUUUUCAUUCUUUGCUGUGCACGGGGGAGGGGUCAAAGUCAUUAAGCACAAAGGCGCUUCAGAAAUUUAUAGAACAUGCUAAUGAUACAAAUGACAUUUUCCUUCUUGCAGCAAAGGUUAUUUCUUUCACCAUUUUGAGACAUAAGAAUUUGAAAGAAAGUCGUCAUGAGGGAAAAGGGAAGCAGGUUAUUUCAGAAAGUAUUGAUUUUUCUUUACUGGGGGAGGCAUGGAAGCCCGUGUCCAUGGGCUACAAACGAAGGUGGUGGGAUUGCAUUGCUUUACCAGCUGAUGUUGAUGGUUCUGAUGAAGCUUCAUUCCGAAUGCAAAUAAAGGAGCUGGCAUUAACGUCUCUGCAGCUUCUCAAGGAGGCUAUCUUUGAUGAGGAAUGCCAGCCAUUAUUCUCGCUUGAAAUAUAUGGCAAUAUCAUUGGCAUGUUUGAGCUGAAUAACCUUGAUUUGGUGGUAGAGUCACCAGUGGAGGAUUACUUUCUGUAUAUUGAUGAUCUUCCUCUCUCUGAAAAGGGAGAGGUUGAGCAAACUACAAAGCCUAUCCUAGAUGCUCUUGGUGAUGACUAUUCAAUUUGUUGUCAAGGUACUGCGUUUUUCCCCUUGCAAAGCUGUAUGAACCAUUCCUGCAGACCUAAUGCAAAAGCUUUUAAGCGAGAAGAGGAAGAAAGAACAAGAAGGGCAAUAGAAGACUUGAUUUCAGGCAACGAAUGAAACCUGUAAAGCAGAUAAAUGACUAGUGUAGUGAGUUCUCUGCAAGUAGGUAUGGCGUUGCAACUUGGUUAAGGGCUCUAAUUCACCACAUCGUCUCCGACAUUCUUGAAAGUAGAGAACUCAUGGACAAAUCAUUAUCUGGAAACAUAUCCGAAGGAAAUUGCACUGGAAUGGAAGUUGUUAUUCUUGCAUAUGUAACACUAUAAAGAAACCUUUACUUCAUCAUUAUUUUGUGAAAUCUGGCUGGAUAUAGUUAAACUAUGCUUAAACCAGCUCCAAAUUGCUCAGUAAUAUAUUUUUCAUAAAUUGUGAAACCUGUUUACAAGA
Solanum lycopersicum (tomato) is the source of this 1799-nucleotide messenger RNA. The record is from RefSeq and is a predicted model, not a curated record. Lineage: Eukaryota; Viridiplantae; Streptophyta; Magnoliopsida; Solanales; Solanaceae.